GGUACAGGGGCCGGCGUUGCGGCCCCGGGCCCCGGGCGUGGGGGCACGUGAUGCGGCCGCCGAGGCGACAAAGGGUGCGGCGGGGGCCCGGAGUGGCAGCGGCGGCGGCGGUGCGGGGAGCCACGGCGGGGGCUGCCACGGCGAGCGAGGUGGACCCGGGCGCAUGCGACUUUUUUCAGCAGCUCAAUGGCCUCCCCAAAGAAGAAGCUUCAAGGUCUCGUUGCUGCAACCAUCACGCCAAUGACUGAGCAUGGAGAAAUCAACUUUUCAGUCAUCGGUCGGUAUGUGGAUUAUCUUGUGGAGGAACAGGGAGUGAAGAGUAUUUUUGUGAAUGGCACGACCGGAGAAGGCCUGUCCCUGAGCGUCUCAGAGCGUCGCCAGGUCGCAGAGGAGUGGGUGACCCAAGGGCGGAACAAGUUGGAUCAGGUGGUAAUUCACGUAGGAGCCUUGAGCUUGAAAGAAUCACAAGAACUGGCCCGACAUGCCGCAGAAAUAGGAGCUGAUGGCAUCGCUGUCCUUGCCCCUUUCUUUCUCAAGCCAGGGAACACAGAUGUCUUGAUUAAUUUCCUAAAGGAGGUGGCCGCUGCUGCCCCAGCAUUGCCAUUUUAUUACUAUCACAUUCCAGCCUUGACAGGGGUAAAGAUUCGUGCUGAGGAAUUGUUGGACAGGAUCCAGGAGAAGAUCCCCACCUUCCAAGGGCUGAAGUUCAGUGACACCGAUCUCUUAGACUUCGGGCAGUGUGUUGAUCAGAAUCGCCAGCGACAGUUUGCUCUCCUUUUUGGGGUGGAUGAGCAACUGUUGAGUGCCCUGGUGAUGGGAGCAACUGGAGCAGUGGGCAGUACCUAUAACUACCUGGGAAAAAAGACAAACCAGAUGUUGGAGGCUUUUGAACAAAAGGACUUCUCUUCAGCCCUGAACCAUCAGUUUUGUAUUCAGAGAUUUAUCAACUUUGUGUUCAAACUUGGUUUUGGGGUGUCACAGACCAAAGCCAUCAUGACUCUGGUCUCUGGGAUUCCAAUGGGCCCACCCCGGCCUCCACUACAGAAAGCCUCCAGGGAGUUUAUUGCUGCUGCAGAAGCUAAGCUGAAGAGCCUGGAUUUCCUUUCUUCCACUGAUUUAAAGGAUGGAAGCUUGGAAUCCUGGAGCUAGUGCCUCUCUGUCAAAUCAGAGUGUGUGUGUUGAAUGGUGCAUUCAUUUCUCAAGGACUUUUUAAAUGAACUAAACUCUUUUCUAGCAAACAAAAUCUUACCCCAAUCACCAAGGAUUUAAGUACCUUCUAAGAUCCUAAAAAUGCUCUAUUUUGUGAAGGGGUAAAAACUCUAAAAGGAGUCAUGAGCCCUGAGUCAUUCAAUAUUUCACAGAAUUUUUGUGGAGAAAUUUUUGCUUAUAUGGAUGAAAUGGAAUCAAGGGGGAAAAAUUAUAAUGAUUCAUCCCAUUGGCCUUUAGGAGCCCCCAUUAUCUUGAUUUCUGAUUCUUAAUCCUAUUUUAAAUUAAAAAAAAAAUUUAAACCACUAUAAUGUACUUUGAUUUUAAAUAAAUACUCAUUUGGAAUCUA
Molecule: messenger RNA, 1555 nt
Organism: Mustela erminea (ermine)
Lineage: Eukaryota; Metazoa; Chordata; Mammalia; Carnivora; Mustelidae
Gene: NPL
Product: N-acetylneuraminate pyruvate lyase
Exons: 12
Coding region: 187-1149 (320 amino acids)
Biological process (GO): N-acetylneuraminate catabolic process
Molecular function (GO): 4-hydroxy-tetrahydrodipicolinate synthase activity; N-acetylneuraminate lyase activity
Source: RefSeq, a predicted model, not a curated record